UUUACUGUCAUCUGUCAGUAUAAGAUAAGUACUCAUUGUUGACUCAUACUUAUUGUUCAUUAUCUUCAUUUAUAUUUACAUACAAAAAUCUUAAAGUAACAAAUUAUCUGUCUGAGACUCAGUACUACAUUAGUUCAGCAAAAUGUUCUCAUCAAUAUUUGGUAAACGUAGAUCUCCUGUGGAGGUCGAAGUAGAAGAAGAGACUCCUCCGAUUCCUGGUGCGCGUUCCGAUGAUGGAUUCGUCGUAGUUGAUCCUAGUUCGCCUAGAAACAGUUUAUAUCCUAACGUUGCUGGUGGUGGAUCAACUCCAUACGUGCCGCGACCAGCGCCGCCAGCUCCCACAAGAACUGCUUUGGUUGACCCAACGUUUCAUUACUUGCAAGGAGUACCGUUCGCCAUGUCUAAAACUCUACAAAUGGCAUCGAAAAAGGAUACGUUCGCUACAGAAAUGGCAGAUCUUCUCGCAUUUCUGACUAGCAAAGUCAAUAUGAGUGGAUAUGAAUAUGAUUUCAAUGUGGAACGCAGUGUUUUGAAAGAGUGUUAAUUAUUUAACUGUGAAGAAGUCUGGAUUACAAUGAUAUCUAUUUACAUAGUGGAAUCGUUUAAAUUGUUUCGAAUUUUAAACUAGACAUGUGAUACAUAGAUUUAGAAUAAUUCAGUUUUUAUUGUAUACCGCUCAUGGCUUCAUGGUUAAAAUAUUGAAAUUUAUUUAUACAGACUUCCCAAAAAGGAGGAGGUUGUAAAUUAUUUGGAAACACGAACAAAAUUACUUCUAACCACAAAUGAUAAAUUAGACCUAUGACAUAAAUAGAUGUUUUUGAUUAUCACAAUACAAUGCAAGGCUUACAAAAGUAAUGCAAUAAAUAUUGUUUGCAUAUAAUUAUAAAUAUUGUUUAUUAAGU
Molecule: messenger RNA, 902 nt
Organism: Spodoptera litura
Lineage: Eukaryota; Metazoa; Arthropoda; Insecta; Lepidoptera; Noctuidae
Source: RefSeq, a predicted model, not a curated record